Messenger RNA from Solanum dulcamara, 1350 nucleotides. RefSeq names its product protein BASIC PENTACYSTEINE2-like. Bases 158 to 1006 code for a protein of 282 amino acids. Gene Ontology annotation, cellular component: nucleus. Gene Ontology annotation, molecular function: DNA-binding transcription factor activity; sequence-specific DNA binding. The transcript is spliced from 2 exons. The record is from RefSeq and is a predicted model, not a curated record. NCBI's taxonomy places the organism in Eukaryota, Viridiplantae, Streptophyta, Magnoliopsida, Solanales, Solanaceae. Gene Ontology annotation, biological process: response to ethylene.
CUCUCUUCUCUCUUUCUUAAAUUAAAGGGGUUUCUGUCAUCUCUCUCCCUUUCUCUCUCUUCCUUUCUCUCUCCUUCGGUUCUCUCUCUCCUCUCCCCUCUGUCUCUCUCCUGAAGGCAAAAAAAAACCCUAAGAUUUGUUUACCAACAAUUUAUUGAUGGAUGACGACGGAUUGAACAUGAGGAACUGGGGUUAUUAUGAACCUUCCCUUAAAGGGCAUCUAGGUCUUCAGCUGAUGUCAUCGGUGGUUGAUCGAGAUACGAAACCUUACCUUACUAGGCGUGAGAACCCAAUUAUGCUUGGUGCUAAUGGGGUGUUCCAUUCUCGGGAUUCUAUCAUUCCAGAAGCUCCUUUAUCUCACAUUGAUUAUGUAAGGGACAGUUGGAUAAAUCACAGAGACAAAUUUCUUCAUAUGUUUCCGGGGAAUGCUUAUACUUCAGUUCUCCCUGAUGCUUCUGCAAGUAAUUCCAUGCAAAUGGUACAACAACCUGAUACAACUAAGGAUGUGAGGGUGAAUGCAGAGGAACCAAGUGUUAAGAAAGAAAGUGGUCCUUCAAAGAGAAAGACUGGUGGUGCCACUCCUAAAGCUCCCAAAGCGAAGAAGUCAAAGAAAGCCUCAUCUGCACCUAAGGAAAAUGGCAACCCCUCUGUUCAACGAGCAAAACCAGCAAAGAAGAGCAUGGACAUUGUAAUAAAUGGAAUUGAUAUGGACAUUUCUGUCAUUCCUAUACCAGUUUGUUCCUGCACUGGUGCUCCUCAGCAAUGCUAUCGAUGGGGAUGUGGUGGCUGGCAGUCAGCUUGUUGCACCACUAGUAUAUCAAUGUAUCCACUUCCAAUGAGUACUAAAAGACGUGGAGCAAGGAUUGCUGGAAGAAAAAUGAGCCAGGGUGCAUUCAAGAAGGUUUUGGAGAAACUUGCUGCGGAAGGAUACAAUUUUGCUAAUCCAAUUGAUCUGAGGACUCACUGGGCGAAGCAUGGUACCAACAAGUUUGUGACAAUCAGGUAGACUUACAUAGAGGGUACCAUUACAGACCGCCAAUGCGUUUUGUUUGUUUACUUGUAUAUCCCUGGGGCCUUUGCAGAGGUUUACUUGGUACCUUUUUGUAGUCCGUGACAAUAUAUGUUUAGACUUCAAUAUUUUAAUUCCCAGCAGCAGUUGUUUAAUUUUUCAUUUUGUUGCCUUGGUGGCUGGCACUCUGUUCUGCCUGCCAACAUUAGGAUGUUGAAAAUUUCUUUUCUUGAUCGGAUGUUUUUUAAGAUGAGCAUGUUCAUCCAUUUAAUUUUACUCCUGUCAGUUAUCUCUUUCGAAUACCUACUUAUCCAAAAAGGGAAAAAAAAAACUCUUCUUAA